This is a messenger RNA of Jaculus jaculus (lesser Egyptian jerboa), 585 nucleotides long. It is a transcript of the gene Tmigd2, whose product is annotated as transmembrane and immunoglobulin domain containing 2. The transcript has 5 exons. NCBI's taxonomy places the organism in Eukaryota, Metazoa, Chordata, Mammalia, Rodentia, Dipodidae. The record is from RefSeq and is a predicted model, not a curated record. The coding region runs from base 7 to 585 and encodes 192 amino acids. Gene Ontology annotation, biological process: B cell differentiation; B cell receptor signaling pathway. Gene Ontology annotation, cellular component: external side of plasma membrane; B cell receptor complex.
UGGGUGAUGGUCUUCCUGAAGCUUUGGGCAGUGUGGGAAGCCUGCGGACUGAGUGUGCUGCAGUGGCCCCUGUCCCUAAGGGUGAAGCCUGGUGGAAUGGUGACCCUGGCUUGCCAGGUAACACAGAUCCAGGCCUGGGAGCGGCUGCGAGUGGAGUGGACCAGGAACGAGGAUGGGCUCUGCCACAUGUUCCUCACCAACGCCAGCCUCAGCCCAGAGGUGUGUGGGCCUCGGGGAUGGCUGUCCUGGAAGGUGCCUGGGGACCUCACCCUGCAGCUGGGCCACGUGAGCGUCAAUGACAGUGGGGACUAUGUGUGCCGGGCCAUCCUGGAGAUCCCUGAGUUCGAUGAGGCUCAGGGCAACGGGACAGAGCUCCUGGUAGAGGCAGAUGCCCCCCCUCAGCUACAGGAGAAGUCCAUCCCUCCAGGGCUUCAGUUGGCACUUCUGGUGGUGGGGGGUGUGGUCGCAGCCGCGGUGUUAUUGGGCGUCAGCUUGUGGGGUAGUCGUCGCUGCAAGCGGGAGGACUCAGGGAUGGAGGGUGGCUGCACGGCUGUUGUGGCGCUGCUGCCCCCGCGCGUCGCCUGA